CAUUUGUCUAGCAACCUUGCCCAACACCAGUCGUUGUUCAUGCAAAAUCAACCAGCAGCAAGGAAAAAAACUACACACACACAAGCAACAAGAGAAACUCCUCCGCACGCAAAAAACGCAUUAUUUGCACGCGGGGAGGUGAAAUAACAGCCUAAUAGCCCCCGCACACAGUUGGUGUUGGUCCAGCGGUCACUUAUUACAACCGCGUGUGCUGCCGAUUGCAUUUUUGGUCUGCUGGCGCAGAAUAAAACAUUGAACCUAGAAGGUGUUCUCGCAUGUACCCCUGUGUGCGUGUGUGAGUGUGGACAGAAAAAGUGUUUUGAUGUGUUUUUGUUUUCGCUACACUAUUCAUCCGCGAGCAGCAGCAGCAGCAGCAGCAGCUCCUGCAUACGGCAAGAGUACGUGGAACAUCCGUGCAAGGCGAACGCGUGCCAAGAGUAGUCAGUAGCAACAACAGCAGCAACAGCAGCAACAGCACCUUUCGGCCGUCUCCUCCUGCUGAUAGCAAUCGGGGCAGGCGCAAAUACACGUAGCAGCAACAGCAGCAACAAACGACACACCACGUAAUCCGAGGCCAGUGACAAUGUUGCGCCUGUUGCACUAAGAAAGGAACGAACAGUGUUGUGUGUGUGUGUGUCUGUGUGUCCGGUUCUGUGUGUCCAUCUUCACGUCUAACGGCCAACGUCACUCUGUCCCGUGCUUUUGGUAGUAGAACCUACUUACCUACGUACAUGUGCGCGCGUUUUGUAUGUGUGUCCUCUGUGUUCCGUAUGUGGUGUAGUGUAUUGGGGUAGAGGAACAGCAGCGGGGUGGCGGGAAAAACAACACGCACAUGAAGGCCCUACAAACUACUAGCAGCCGCCCCACGGUGUAGCCCGCCACACAUACCACACCACACACACAUGUGCUGCUGCCUCCGUACGAGAGGGGCGAGAUAAGCGUGCCGGCCGUUUGCAUCAUUUCUGUCCAGGUUUUACUGUUUUGUGUUGUUAAAACCGAAUCGCCACAAUCGCCACAAGAGCGGCACUAUCUCCCCGCAUUUGCGAAGAAAGCAACACGAGGGGCAAAACCGUUCGGCACCGAGCGGGGACCAUUCGGCAGUGGACCUGUGUCCGUAACGGAAAGGAACAAAAAAGAAGAAAAAACAAUAGCUCGAUGGUGCCGCGGCGCCGCAUUUGCCACGAUUCUCACCGUGCCGUCUGUAGUGUGUAGUGAGGAGUAGAGAGGAAACGCACGGAAGAAGUGUCUGAUAGUGUGUGUGCGUUCCUGGUUCCUGUAGAAUCCCGGUAGUACGAAAGAUAGUAGUAGCCGUAGUGGUGAAACGGGGAGGCGGCCACAGAGACAAAGCUGAUUGUGACUUGUGUUUUCGGGAAGGACAGUCAGCCUGCCCGCCUGUCGCCUGUGAAGGACAACGUUACUGCACGGCGGCCCAGCACAGCGCGAAACGGAUUGGCGCAGCGGAAUAAGAGUUGAAAAGGCGGAGACGACCGAGGCGCCUAUUAUUCCACAAAAGGACGAGACCGAGAAGGGGAGGGAGAGGGAACAAACGCUGUGCCAAGCUUCAAAGGACUGUAUUGUGUGGACGCCUGCGAGCAAUAAUAAGGCGGAAGGACGCGGCAGAAUACAAAAGGAAGAUUCGCUCUCUUAUCUCUCUCUAACUGCCUUCUCACUCUCUCUCUCUCUCACACACUCCCGAGGGGGAGGGAGCCACACCAUGCCACUGUUUGGGAAGAAAGAUUCGGGCAAAAAGAUACGCAAGGACGUGAAGGAUGGGUGCGACAAGCUGCCGAGCAUCGACGACAAGUACGUCAUCAAGGAGCUGCUCGGGACGGGCGCGUUCUCCGAGGUGCGGCUGUGCGAGCACCGGGAGACGGCCCAGCAGUACGCGGUCAAGAUCAUCGACAAGAAGGCGCUGAAGGGCAAGGAGGACUCGCUCGAGAACGAAAUCCGCGUGCUGAAGCGGUUCAGUGCGCGGCGCAGCGACGGCAGCGGGGUGCAGACGGCGGCACCGCCGAUCGGGGGGCCGCGCUUCGCCCAUCCCAACAUCGUGCAGCUGCUGGAAACGUUCGAGGACAAGUCGAAGGUGUACUUAAUCAUGGAGCUGGUGACCGGGGGCGAACUGUUCGACCGGAUCGUCGAGAAGGGCUCGUACACCGAGCGGGACGCGUCGAACCUGAUCCGGCAGGUGCUGGAAGCGGUCGACUACAUGCACGAGCAGGGCGUCGUGCACCGGGACCUGAAGCCGGAGAAUCUGCUCUACUACAGUGCGGCCGAGGACAGCAAAAUCAUGAUCAGCGACUUCGGCCUGUCCAAGAUGGAGGAUUCGGGCUUCAUGGCGACGGCGUGCGGUACGCCCGGGUACGUCGCGCCCGAGGUGCUCGCCCAGAAACCGUACGGCAAGGCGGUGGACGUGUGGAGCAUAGGCGUCAUCUCGUACAUACUGCUGUGCGGCUACCCGCCGUUCUACGACGAGAACGAUGCGAACCUGUUCGCGCAGAUACUGAAGGGCGAGUUCGAGUUCGACUCGCCGUACUGGGACGAGAUUAGCGACUCGGCGAAAGACUUCAUACGCAACCUGAUGUGCGUGAACGUGGAGCGGCGGUUCACGUGCAAGCAGGCGCUAGCGCACCCGUGGAUCUCGGGCAACGCGGCCAGCAGCAAGAACAUCCACGGUACCGUGUCCGAGCAGCUGAAGAAGAACUUUGCCAAGUCGCGCUGGAAGCAGGCGUACCACGCGGCCACCGUCAUCCGGCAGAUGCAGCGGAUGGCGCUGAGCAGCGGCGGCAGCGGCACCGCGUACGGCCGCAGCUCCUCCCGGAUAAGCAAUGUGGCGGCGGAUGGCACCUCGUCGGCGGGUGGUGGUGGUGCCGGCAACGAGACGAGUGGGGAUGGACAAGCGGACACUGCUACUACUGCUGCGUCGGGCAGUAAGUAAUAACUAGUUGGCUGGUUGGUCGUGUCAAAAAACAAACACAAACUCUACUUAGCUUAAAUGGAAACACGACAAAAACACACACACGGUAGGAGCGGAGCGCACCUAGUAGUUUAUAGGGAAAGGGCAAGAGAGGAGGGAACGUAUGUGUGUGUGUCCGUGUGUGAUUGCAGGCCUCUGUCCGCAGAUAUAUCUGUUUGUUUCCGUUUCUGUUUGUAGUAGUAGCUGUACUUGAUACUCUUUUUUAUGUUUGUUGUACGAUGUUGUUAAAGUUCUCGUUUGUUCUCGUUCUAGCAGUGAAGCGUUUAUACUUUUUUGUUUAUAAUGAUAACUGUUUCCAUUCUCUUUCUUUUUAUUUUUAAAACCCAUAACCAAUGUUUCUCUGACGAUAUCUCUUACGCUACUAUUGUACUGGACGGUGCAAACUGAAAAAUGAUACUUAAGACACAAGACAGUGUAGGCAAGCUUAAACCACAGGCCAGGGAAAAGGUAUAACAAUGUUUAAACAGCCUGCAAUCGUCACACUGCAAAAGCUCAACGGAGAUAUUUCUCAUAACGGCUACGGCCAAUUCCACCGACCGAUUAAAGGGACACACUGGUACUGGUUUGGUACAACCAAAACAUUCACCCGCCCCCGAAGAACAUCCUACCGACGUUAACUGUAGACCACGAACCUAACGGGCAAUGCGCAAUGCGCGCGAGCUUUACCGAACAUCACGUAACAGUUGCUCAAGUGAUGAACGUGAAUAUUAGCAGUGUAUGUUUGCGCGAUAUAUUUUGUUUAGGUUUUAACACAAACUAUUUUUUUUUUUUUCAAACUUUACCACAUCACAGUGAUAGCUAAUUAAUGUCGAUUUCAUAAUCGUUAACCACAGGAGCAGAAAAUGGAUGGUUUAAAAAUGGCCAAAUACGGCAACGCGUUCGUUCUGUACGAUGUGUUCAUAAACCGAUAAAGGGAUCGUUUUAGAAUGUCUUAAGUGCAAUGAUAUUAACAAUUUUAAAGCCACUGUCGCUUAGGUACUUAUACUUAAACAUGCACACCGGCGGGCAUCGUAUUCUUAUUGGAAAGUGAACAUUUAAACCAUAAUUCACACUAGACCCACAGGCCGCCGUUGCGCGAUGUACUUCUCUUAUUCCAACAAUACUUAAACAUUCUUCUUCGUUUGCUUGUAAUGCAUUUUUUGUUGGGGGCAUUUGUUUAUCUAGUUAUUCGUUCCAGUGCGCGUUUGCUAACACCUGUUUAUUGGAAUUCAAAUCUGUGCGGAUAAGCGAGCGAUAUGAGCUUAAUCUAAUAGACGACGGGCGAGGAAAGAUACACGUACAUGCUUUUUAUAAACUCGUGUUGGAAGACCGUUUUUGCCCUGUUUGUGACAUCGAAUCCAUUCCUUCUAAUAAUAAGUGCAGCCGUUUGUGCGACCCAUUAACGGUAACGUGCAAAAUGGGUUAAGCGUUGCUGUGUUAGCGUGUCCAGAUAUGAAGACGAUCGAAUCUCUGCCUGUUCAAAAAAAAGAAGCGUGUGUAAUGUUGUGUUAGAAACCGUCCCCUAGCGCCAAGGCGCUAACUGGUUGCAAUUACCGUAUAAUUUACAGCUUAAUUUGUUGUGUUUUCCGUCUUGCAGCUUUUUGUUGUUUAGCAAAUAUUUCCUUUUCACAAUGUGUGUACCUCUCCAGUUGCUGGCGAACUUCGGGGUGACUUUUGGGGUCACAAUUUGAUAGCGUUGAAUGUUGUUGCGUUGCUUGAAACAAGAUUGUAGCGAGCUAAAGCACGCUGAAAACCGUGCCGAAUAGCUGUGCGAAAACACGAUCAACGAUUGCAUAAAAUGACAAGCCUCUUUUAAAAUAGUCUAGGUUUUAAAGUAAAGCAAACAAACAACACUUAUCAAUCAAACAACCAACCAGCAGCACCGGCAGUGAACGAGUCUUGUUUGGGGCGUACAGAGCAAGAUAUUAACCAAUUAGAACACACACGGGUGUUUUAAUCAUUCCCUGGCUCUCGCUCUCAUGUUGUUAUAGUUUUUUUAGACGUUUGUUCGUCUAAACGAUAUUUUGAAUCUCUCCAAACAACCAACUCUCCCUAACGUGUAAACGUGUGAUCUUUGCUGGACGGGACAAACGAUCGAGGCAGCGUCCCAACAAACCACUUAACGAACGAAUCCAUAUCAUGCACAUGACGAUAAACGCGAUGAAAUCUCUCUCCCCUUCCCGUACCUUGAUCCACCUUUUUUACACCGAUUCAGUUUGUGAUCUUAAGUACUUUUUUGCGUUAGUUUUUAUUCUGUUGAUAAGCAAACACGCAUACUUUCCAUCAACAACAACGAUCUGAUCGGCUAGCCUCUACCCUUAGUGGCUGAGGUGCAAUAUAACGCAGGUUAGCUGGCAUUAGGAGGUGAAAGCAAAGGGAUUUUUUGAAGCUCCCAAUAAUGUGUGGCCAGCUUAUGGGUCACGUUUGCGUUAGUUUAUUGUCUUAUUUCUUCUUGUUGUUACGGAUGAAUGAAUCGCAAUAGUUCUCGCGCACACGCCCCAAAACACGGUAUGGUGUGCUUCUCCUAGUAGUUGUUAAAAGCGUAAUGUACGAAGAAUAAACAAACACAAACAAACAUUGUAAGGCUUAACCCGGCUUAGACCUUAAGUUAAACCGUCGGUCUAGAGUUGAGUUGAGAACAUUUGCGCGCGUGAUAAACCACCAACCCUGGGAAAACCCCCACGUGGGAAGGAAAAGCUGAAGUAGCAGCAGGAAAAUGUUUGGUAAACCGACAAAAUCGACAUCAAAAAAGGCGCAUCAUUGUUUAACAUUUGCAAAAAAAAAAGAAGAAGAAAAAAUCGUAGCACCGCGUUACCGGCCUGUUUGCAAAUAUUUUAAGUGUACGGGGUGGCGCCAACACACGUACAAAAUCGUUGCCGUACCAAUGUUUGUGCAGUUGACGCCGGACCGAGGAAGAAUGUUACCGCUGUGCACAUACGGCGAACCAUUAUCCAUAGGGCUUAACGCAGAGAAGCGCAAUAACAUGCUUUUCAGUACAUAGAAUACGACAGCAACAAAAGAAAAGGGAUGGAGUAAAACAAAAAACCUGUCGAUAAAACAAAAUUAAAAUUAUCGCACUAAAAUAGAUGGGUAUCAGUUUUGAUUGGAUUGAUUUGAUGUCGGACAAAACAAAUCACUAGAAUAGACAAAAAAGCAUUAGCAAAAGCAACAAACAAACAAACACACAAAGCACACAAACAUUCUAACGAGAUGUACUGUACUAAGAGAAGCAGCUGUAAAGGGAGACAGAUCGCAUUCGGAUUAAUUUAAAGCAAUUUGAAUCUGAUUUGUACCAGCAACUUUUAACGCUUGAAGGCGAACGUGUAUUGUAAAGUGUGCAUGUGUGCAUGUGUAUGUGUGUGCGUGUAUGUGUAAUGUUAUGAAGAAUUCCUUUGUACAGUGCGUGUUAGCUUCUGGGUAUGUGUGUGUGUGAGAGGUGAAAACAAAAAAAAAACAAGAAAAAAUCAUUACAUACAACAAGAAAAGAAAAGAAAAAAAAUAUUUAAAAACAAAACGAAAGACUUAAAAAGGCGUAAAACGAGCGUAGGGCAGAGAGAAUAUAGAGCUUUUUUAUAUACAAUUUUAUGUUCCAUUUCCCCUCCCCCCCAUUGUAGUGCGCAAUGGCGCAAAGAAAUGUAAAGAGAAAGUAAAAAUCAAAGGGAACGCUACUACUACCACUACUACUACUGCUACUACUGCUACUACUAACAUUCCAAUUCCAACGAUUACUAUAAAAAGGCAACAAAGACUUUAAGGACACAUGCAAACAUAGAUAGUAACUGUCCACUCUCAGUCUCUCUCGUCAUUGUUUGUUUUUUUGUUUAUCGUUUUCCUGUGUAUUUCUCUGUUCUGCAUUCCAUUCAUAUCAAGCCAAGCGCUAGCUCUGUGCGGAACCAUAAUGUAAUAGGGAUGUUUCUAAACGAGCGAAUGUUAAUCUCUGUCGUACUCUCCACAUAUAUCCUGUUUCCGUGUGCGCUUUGCCACACGAGUGCAAUUUAGUGCAAUCAUCCGGGCCCGCGGCCAGCGGAGCAUUCAGUUCCUAGAGGCGGCAUACAUAAAACAUGCUGACUUUAGUAUAGUGUACACGACCCGCCACUGUCUCUCUCUCUCUCUCUCUUUUAUGCGCAACUGUACCGCGUAAGCGACCACGUGGAGCUAUAACCCUCUUUACCGCAUGCUCCCGCCGCCACACUUUCCCACGUGCAAACGCCGACUUUUCUCUGUGAUCAUCACUGCUGUCAGCCCUUUUGCUCGAUGUGUGUGUGUUUAAAAUUGGCUGAUAAUAGAUUAAACAAAACAAAAAAAAAACAAAUAAACAAACGAAUCUGAACAUACUUCUCUGUAAAUGGGCAAAAGCAAAGCAACAAACACAUGCAAAACACUCACACACACAAACGGUACAAAAUUGAACAAAAAUCGUAAAACGAAAAAAUAAAAAAAAUAAAUCAACAAACAUGCAAAGCAAGCAAAUACAACAAAUAGCAAGUUAAUCGCUCUCUCUCUCUUCCAUCUCCCUGUUGAAAUCUCUAUCUCUCUCUCGAUGGUGUUCGCGGUCAGUUGCAAUCGCAGUAGCAGUGGGAAAUGUGUUUUUUAGAUUCGCGUCGCUAACUAGAUUUAGUACGUUUUUUUUUCUUUUGCGCUGCACACGCAUGUGGAGAACGGGCAAAACAAGCAAAUCAAGAAACAAACAAACAAAUAAAUAAUUAAUUAAUAAUAAACGAUCCGUCGUCUUAAAAACACACGUCAUCCAUCGUCCAAAAAAGAAAACAAGAAAAUAAAAAUAGAGGAAAACAGGCGAUAGUAGUAGCAGUGUUGUUGUUGAGUUGUUAAAUCUUGGAUCAAUGUUGUAAAAUCAGAGACAACAUUAUCAAUGCAAAAACUGUUUAAGAAAAGUUCUACAAGAAAUAAAACACACACACACAGACACAGACAGACAGUUGUAAAGACAAAACGACAAACAAAGAUAGAAAGAGAGAGAGAGAAAGAGAGAGAAAAGCACGGAGAAACUGGCGGUGGUUUUUAAGUUGAAAAUGUUCUGAAUUUAAAAUAGUAACGCAAAUGGCAAAACGUUGAUGUUUAAAGAAAAUAAAACCGGGGGUAGUAUGUGUACCUUUGAUUAUUACCUUAAAAAUAUACAUACAUAUUAUAUACAUAUAUAUAUACAUAUACAUACAUAUACAUGUGCGAAUAACAUAUUUUUAAAACCCACACUCUUCGCUCACAUCAACACAGCAACACCAUCGUCGCACUGUGUGAGCGUGUGCGUUCUGUUUGUGUGUGUGAGUGUGUGGCCAUAGACAUAUAUUCGUAGCUUAAGCUGGGCGACCACCCGUUGGGCCUCCCAAUCGCGCCCGCCGUGCAGCUGCAGCUGCAACUGGCAGGGCGUGGACGUACGGGCAAGAACCGAUUUGUGUUUUUAUCUGGACACCUUUUUACUACCGAAAACCAGCUGGAUAGAUUGUUAGACUGUUGUUCUGAAAUUGUGUUAGUUGGUGUUUAUUUGGCCCUUGUUUUUGUGUUUUGUUGUUAAACAGCUACAGCAACAGUGUGAAGAUAGAACAACCCGCCCGUUGCAGGAGAGUAGCGUAACGAAACGAAAGUAGUAGCUGCGACUUGGACAGCAGAGCAGAGGUUAAAGUGUAAUAAAGGAGUAGCACGAACACGGAGAGAGUUGAUGUUGGGGUGAGGGGGGUUGAUCGUUGUUUUGGGAUGGGGCAAGCAAGGGAGUGAGGGUGAGAGGUUUUAGGAAAUUCAACUAAUACAAUAAUUUUAUUAUGUGGUCUAUGAAUGUGAUCUACUAUAUUUAAAAAAAAAUGAGAAGAAAAAAACAGAGAAAAAGUAACAGCAAAACAAAACCUAGUACUAAACUUAAGUAGGUGUUUAGUGGUUAAGAGCAGCGAUUCAAACAGCGAUAGAGCGACAAACACAGAAGAAGAAAAAAAACAACCGAGGAAGGUGAAAGAAAACAAAUAGAACGAAUAACAAAUCAGAAAUGUUGAUGGAAUGAAGAAAACAAAAAAAGGAUAUUAAAAAAGAAAGUUAAGUGGUAAGAGCACACACACACACACAGGAGGGUCAUGUUGAAGAAAGAGAUAAAAAGGCAUGCGAAAAAGAGGAUAGAGUCCCCGUGUGAAGCAAAAAAGGGUUGCUGCGCGUUAAAGCACAACACCACACCAAAACAGACAAACAAUAUAUUCAUCACAGACAGUGCGGAGCGGGAAACCAUCAACAGCAACCUAACUACUAUUAGUACUACUACUACUAUUACUAACACAACCACUACUACUACUACUACUUUGUCGUUUGUCGAGGGGAAAGAAGGGUUUUAUUGCAUUUCUUCAACCAACCCUGUAGCUAAAAACAAAAAAACAGUUGGAAUAACGGAAGAAAUUGGUAAUUUGUUGGGUGUAGCAAAAAGAGCGCGCAGGAAUGCGCACAUAGACAAACGAGAGAAAACGCAAACGCAAGCAAAACAAUAGCAAAAGAAAAGAGAAGAAAAAAAACCGCAACACAGAAACCUAUCACACUACGCGUAAACUACUAAAACAAAUGUGAAGCAAAAUGGAAACAAAGCAACAAACAAACAAACAAACAAACAAACAAACAUAUUAAAUAAUCUGGUUAUACGAGAAACAGAGAGAGAAAGAGCGCGCGAUGAUGCAGCUUUGCUGAAUAGCAUUUAAUAAUCUCAAUAAAUUCGUUCAUUGUGUAACUGAAAGCAGCUAAA
Molecule: messenger RNA, 9680 nt
Organism: Anopheles arabiensis
Lineage: Eukaryota; Metazoa; Arthropoda; Insecta; Diptera; Culicidae
Gene: CaMKI
Product: calcium/calmodulin-dependent protein kinase type 1
Exons: 2
Coding region: 1715-2935 (406 amino acids)
Biological process (GO): protein phosphorylation
Molecular function (GO): calcium/calmodulin-dependent protein kinase activity; ATP binding; calmodulin binding
Source: RefSeq, a predicted model, not a curated record